Molecule: messenger RNA, 350 nt
Organism: Caenorhabditis auriculariae
Lineage: Eukaryota; Metazoa; Nematoda; Chromadorea; Rhabditida; Rhabditidae
Source: the annotation of a GenBank genome assembly
AUGAAUCACGAGCCGCCGCACAUCCCGGGCAACACAGCGAUCAACUUGAAAACCGGGGAAACUCUUCCAAUCAACACCAACACUUUUUCCGACGCGCCGAAGACGGCCAUGCCGAAUGCUUCGAACUAUCCGACGUCCACUGGAAUCACUACUUAUGACGUCUCAAAGCAUCGGCUCGACGAAGAAUACCCUUCUGAACAUCAUGACACCGUGCUUCACAAUGCAAAAGAGAAGGUUUGUCUUUAUUUUAUUUUCAUAUUCUUGAAUAUAUUUCUUGGAAAACAAAGACUUCAUGGGUAAAGUCGGAAGGACCCUCCGAAGGUCAUAAAGGCUGCUGGAAGGCCCCAUAG